AUGAUUAAUCGAGACACUGGAUUCUAAGAUUUGGAAAGUGGAAUUCAGAGUAAUAAUAUCUCUUCUGGACACUUGGUUGAUAUUGAUUAACAAAGUCCUAUUGGAGGUUAAUUAUUAGAUCCUACUCUUGAAUUUUCUUAAUUAUAAUAACUAGAAGCUUUACGAAUGAAGAGAGAUAUAUUUGAUAAUUAUCACAAAAAUGCAAUUAAUUUAGGACAUAAGGCUGAUGUAAAUGAAGAAGAUUGUCUUAUGAGUAAUUUAAGGUAUUUAGAUUUGAUAUGUAAGUGGUAAAAGAAGUGAACCUUAAGGUUCUAUUAGUUCAAUCAGUUGCAAUUUAAGAAAAUAAAAACAUUUAACUGUAAAGACUGCCUAAAACAAAUCUAAUAAAUCAAUUUAAAUUAAAUAAAAGUUUGAUUAAGACGACUUUGUUAUUUCAUCCCCAAAUCAAAAUAAUGGAACAAUGAACUUUGGAUUAAAAUCAGAUGCGAAAAUAGCAAAAUUUUAGACAUUUGUAUAAUAAAUGGAAGAAUAGCAAGAACAAAAUGAAAAAACUAAAAGAGCAGAAGUUCAUAGAGAUACAAUAAAAUAACAAUCGUUGAUUCUAAGAGGGAAAAGUAAAGAAAUGAAAACUGGGUAUAGAUUUGAUUGAAUAAUAGUUUAAAUGAAGUAUGGGCAUAAAAGGCUUUGAUAAUUAUUAGAUUAGUUUCUCGUUUUAUUUAAUAAUUAAAAACAAAGACUGAAAGAAUAAAAUUUAGAUUGAUUACUAAAAGAAUAUUUGAAGUUAUAUGUGAUAAUAGUGCAAAUUUUGAGUAUAUGUUGAUAAAUAGAUUAAUAAAAUAGAAACCGAAUAUUAGUUUGAUAAUAUUUUACUAAAUUUAAAAUAAAGCUUCAAAGUUAUUGAUUUGGAUAGAAGCAAUUUAUGGUUUCUUUGCAAAAUAUGUGAAAGUGAUAAAACCUGAUAGUUUAUUUAAAAUAAUUUGGGAUAUAAUUCUAUUGUUAUUUAUUGUAAUGAACAUAUUUUAUAUUCCUAUAUACAUAAGUUUUGAUGUAAGAUCAGAAGGAGUAUUUGAAUGGAUCUUUGAUUUAUUACCUUCAUGGAUAUUCAUAGCAGAAAUAUUAUUGAAUUUUAAUACUGCUUAUUAUGAUAAAGGAUUGAUGCAUGAAGAUAGAAAAUAGAUAAUGAAGCAUUAUGUAAAAGGGAAUUUCUUUUGGGAUAUAAUAGUAAUAAUCCCAUUUUUGAUUUCAUAUAUGGAUAUACCAUUUGUUAGAUAUACUUUAUUAUUGAGAUUAACAAGAUUAUCACCAUUGAUGACAAGUAUAGAAGAGGUUUUAAAUUUAGAAGUAAGAUAUUGAUAAUUAUGUAUAAGGAUAAUAUGUAAGUAAUUUUAGAUUUAUUGAAAUUAAUAUUUUUUUUAUUAUUAACAGGGCAUUUUUGUGGUUGUGCAUGGCAUUGGGUAGCAGUGAUAGAAUAUUAAGAUUAUGGUGAAGAAUUAACUUGGUUAACUAAAUAUGCACCAAAUGCAAUGAAUUAUUAUUGGUUUGAUAGAUACAUAAUAUCCUUAUAUUGGAGUGUUAUUACUACAGUUACAGUAGGGUAUGGUGAUAUAGUUCCAGUAACGACAGUGGAGAGAAUAUUUGUGAUAACUGUGACUUUAUUAAUAUGUGGUGUUUUUGGUUAUUGUCUAUCGAAUAUCGGAAAUAUAUUUAAAUAGAUAUCAGAUAAGAAGGGCGUUUAUAAAUAGAGAAUAAGAGAAAUUAAUUAACAUAUAAGGAAGAGAGGGUUGAGUUACAAUUUAUAAUUAAAAGUAUCAAUUACAUUUAAGUGAUAAUAGGUUAAAAAAUAUUUCGAAUAUUUCUUUAAAGUAAAAUAAGAAGAAGAUUAACAUGCUGAAUAAUUUAUUGAAUAAUUAACAAAACAUUUAAGAGAAGAAGUUCUUAUUGAUAUUUACAGUAAAACAUUAACGUAAUCGCGUUUCUUAAGAGAAAACUUUAGUGAUGAAACUAUUCAUAGAUUAUGUCAAAUUGUUAAAGAAACAAAACUAUAUCCAGAAUAAUUGUUAUUCUAAAGAAAUGAUUCACCAAAAGCGCUUUGGUUUGUAUUAUCUGGAACAGUCGAAUAUGUUGCUGAUCAUCAAAGUAUUAUAACUCUUUCAUUCUUUUAGAUGAAGAUGAUCAUUUCUAUACAGAAACCUUUUUGAAGAAAGUUACAUAAGGGUAUAUAUAUUGUAAACAUCAUUUAAUAGAGCUGUUAUAGGAGAAAGAGAAUUCAUUUCAUAAACACCAUAUGAGUAUAAUGCCAGAGCUACUAAAUUUACUUAAUUAUUAGUAAUAGAGUAUUCAUUUCUAUUCAUUUCUUUAUUAGCUAUUAACAAUUCUAUCUAAUCCUCUAAGAUAAUAAUGAGGAAUUUGAAAAGUAUAGUAUGGCUAAAGAUAAUCUCAUAUUUAAUAGAAAUUAUAAAGCAUUUGGAUAAAUAUGUGAAAUCUGUGGAUGGACUCAUCGAUUCAUUUAGUAAUUCUCCAUAAACAAUUUUUAGAUGUCCAUUUGUAUUUUUAUAACCAAAUAAAAAUAAAAUUGCUAGUUCUUUUGCUUCUACUAAAACUAACAAAAGAUUAACCUUUCCUUAUAGGACUUUACCUAAAUCUAAUUGGAAAAAUAAUCUACCUGAUGUUUAAGAAGCAGCCUUAGGAUAUAUUGUUUUAAAUAAUAUCAUACCAGAAAAGUAAAAUUUAAAAAUAUACAAGAGAAAUAAAUGAUAAUUAUCUAAUUAAUCUUGGUUUUGAGUUAAAUGAUAAAGAAGAAGAUCCCUAAAGAUUAAUUUUAAAUAAAAAGAAUUCUGUGUUCAAAGAUUAAAAAAUAUUAUCAUAAUUCGAAAAUAAUCUACAAUAAUAAUAACCUACUCCAUAACCUUCAAUCUAAACUGUAUUACCUAUAGAUCAAAAAUCUUAAAAUCAAACUGCAAUCUUUCUUAAAGAUGGUUAAAGAGCUAGCAUUACUAAUGUAAUAUAAAUGUUUAAUUAUUUAUUAGGAAAGUAUAAUAGAUUGGGAUUAAGGUAGUUAAUUUAGAAAAAGUCUAAACAAAAUUAAACUGUAAGGCUUAGAUAGAGGCAAGACUCUCCAAUCUAUUAAAGGAAAGCUUCAUUAAAACAAUAAUGGGGCAGGUGAUUUAUUGGAUGAAUCAAUGAUUUAAGAAGAAGUUAAAAUACAAAAUGCAAAUGCAGGAUCAUAAAAUUAUAUACACAGCAAACUUAAAGUAGUAAAAAAUAAACAUAAUAAUAAUCAAAAUUCUAUUGGAAUUAGAAAAGUUUCUUGGUUAGAAUUUGAUAGUGGAACAAAUUAACAUUAAGGUUGAAUUAGAUAUUUAAAUUAUUAGAUAAUAAACCUACUUAUUUAUUAAAAUAAGUAAGUAAGGGAAGUGAAACUAAUUUUGAUCAAUCACAUGCUUCAUAUUCAUAAGAAAUCGAAAUUAAAUAAAGAAUAGAGGCAAGAGAAAAUAGUAUUAUAUCAAAAAAAACUAAUAAGUUUAUUUUUGUUAUAUAUUUUAUAGUGUUGAAGUUAAUCGAAGAAAAAAAAGAAGAAGAACUACCUAAUUGUUAUAAUUAUUUUAAGGCUCAGAAAUUGAUAAUAAAUCUACAAAAAAGGCAGAAAAAGAAGCAUAUAGUUCAAGUGUUUAUACAGCUGGAGUUCCUAGUAAUUCAGCUUUAGUAGAUUCAAAUAAUAAAUAUGAUAAUAAUGGAGAUAGUAAUAGUGUUCAUGUAGGAUAAUCUUUUGAUGGAAUAUAAAAGAGAAUAUAAGAUAUAGUUCGAGUUCAUUUUGAAAUGGAUUUAGAUGUUGCUAAAUAAUCGAAAAUCUAUUUCCCUGAUUUUAAUCUUGAUGUUGUUAUUUAAAGAAUUACUGUUUAUUAUGAUAAAUUAAGAGAAAAUAAAUAAGAAUUUGAUAUGAGAGAAAUGAAAAGAACUAAAACUAACUUUACUCUUUUCGAUCGUAUUAGAUAAGGAAAGAAUACAACAAUUAGAGGAAGUUUUAUUGAUAAAGAUAAAUCUCUUUAAGAUAAUGAUUGAGC
Messenger RNA from Paramecium sonneborni, 4061 nucleotides. The record is from the annotation of a GenBank genome assembly. NCBI's taxonomy places the organism in Eukaryota, Ciliophora, Oligohymenophorea, Peniculida, Parameciidae.